GGCGGUCGGAGGGCUGAAGUUGGAACGACCUUCCUUUUCCCAUCAUUUGGUUUUGGUUUUGCUGUUGUUGUUGUUGUAGGAAUGUUUCCUCUGCUCUUGCUGCAGCUUCUGCAUGCGGGAUUUGGAUCGCCCGUCACAUCCCAGAGAAGCUUUGGGAUCGAUUAUGCCCACAACUGCUUCCUCAAGGAUGGGAAACCAUUCCGUUACAUCUCGGGCAGCUUCCAUUACUCCCGCGUCCCCCGGUACUACUGGAAAGACCGCCUCUUGAAGAUGAAAAUGGCAGGUCUUGAUGCCAUUCAAACGUAUGUCCCGUGGAACUUUCACGAAGCUGAGCCAGGAGUUUACAACUUCGCUGGUGAUAGAGACCUUGAGAAUUUCCUGAAGCUUGCCGAUGAGAUGGGCUUGCUCGUCAUCCUGAGAGCUGGGCCAUAUAUAUGUGCAGAAUGGGACAUGGGAGGUCUACCUGCCUGGCUAUUAGAAAAAGAAACCAUCGUCCUUAGAUCUUCUGAUGCAGAUUACUUGGCAGCUGUAGAAAGGUGGAUGGGGGUCUUACUACCAAAGAUGAAGGUUCAUCUUUACCAGAACGGGGGCCCAAUAAUUAUGGUGCAGGUUGAAAAUGAAUACGGAAGCUACUUUGCCUGCGAUUUUGAUUACCUUCGUUACCUGCAGAGUCUUUUCCGUCAGCACCUGGGGGAUGAGGUGGUGUUGUUCACCACAGAUGGCGCAAACAAGUCUUACCUGAGAUGUGGGACUCUUCAAGGCCUUUAUUCCACGGUGGAUUUUGGACCAGGUGCUAAUGUCACAGCGUCAUUCUUAACUCAGAGACACACUGAACCUAAUGGCCCCUUGGUCAAUUCUGAGUUCUACACUGGCUGGUUGGAUCAUUGGGGCCACCGUCACACCGUUAUAUCACCAUCAAUUGUAGCUAAGACUCUUAGUGAAAUUCUGGCACAUGGGGCCAAUGUUAACAUGUAUAUGUUUAUAGGAGGAACUAAUUUUGGUUACUGGAAUGGAGCCAACAUGCCUUAUGCAGCACAGCCUACUAGCUAUGAUUAUGACGCCCCGCUGAGUGAAGCCGGAGAUCUCACGGAGAAGUACUUUGCUAUUAGGGAAGUCAUUGCCAUGUACAAGACAAUACCACAGGGCCCUAUUCCUCCAUCGACCCCCAAGUUUGCCUAUGGAGAAGUUCCACUGAAAAAGGUGGGGACCGUAAGGGAUCUUCUGAAAGACCUUUCACCAUCGGGACCAAUUAAAAGCACCUACCCUUUGACAUUUGUUCAAGUGAAGCAGUACGUUGGGUAUGUAUUAUACAGAACUAAGCUACCAAAAAACUGUACUGAAGAACCGCUGUAUUCACUACUUAAUGGAGUUCAUGAUCGUGCUUAUGUCAUUGUGGACGGGAUUCCUCAGGGAGUCCUUGAAAGAAGCAGUCUCUUAGAGCUAAAUAUAACCGGGAAUGCUGGAGCGCAUUUGGAUUUGCUGGUAGAAAACAUGGGGCGAGUAAAUUUUGGAAGAUACAACAAUGACUUCAAGGGCUUGGUUUCAAAUUUAACUCUGCGCAAUGAGACACUCACUGACUGGGAGAUAUACCCCCUGGACAUAGACACAGCCGUGAGCCAGGGCCUUAAGAACGAGACGCCUGGUGGAAACGGAUCAAGCAAUGAAGAACCUUCUUUUUAUACUGGCAGUUUUUCUAUUCCUAGUGGAAUCCCUGACUUACCUCAGGAUACGUAUAUAGCAUUUCCUGGGUGGACAAAGGGACAAAUCUGGAUCAAUGGCUUUAACUUAGGACGGUAUUGGCCAACCCGUGGACCUCAACUAACACUAUUUGUUCCAAGCAACAUCCUUGUUUCAUCCUUUCUAAACAACGUUACAGUUCUGGAGCUGGAGAAGUCUCCAUGUGGCGCUCAGAAAUGUUUUGUAGAGUUUGUAGACAAACACAUUCUCAAUGCAACACUUCACUAUGAAAGCAGUACCGAGAAACUGUUCACUAAAGAUUUAUGGCCGAACCAUAUAUGAUUGUAUUAGAAUGCCUCUUAACUUAGUUUAUUCUGCAGAUCCUUCAUUUCCAAUGCUAUUGGUUGUUGAGUGUGGAAAUCAGUGUUUUUAAAAUCAGUGGAUAGUGUCAAAUUUAAUUCAUUAUUUUUAAAGUGAAAAUAAUGCCUUCUUUAUCUGCAACAAUAACAAAAAAAUAUUCCUAUGCAUGCCAAAGGGUUUCGACAAACAAACAGGCAAUCAGUUUGUUUAAUAAAUUGUUGAACACGUAUCAGAAUCAGAUCUUUUUUCCUUAUGAAUUUUGGGGUGCUGCAAUUUUGCCUAUUGCCUUUGCAGUCAGACCAGUAAUGCUUAGAUUUAUAACUUGAUGGAAGUUGUGAAAGGCGUGAACGACUUUUACUACAUGAAAGUGAACAAAACUUUUUAAGGGCUCAUUUGACCACCAUUUUGUGUUACAAUUAAUAUAUUUUACCAAUUUUUCCCACAUUUAAAAUAAUAUGCAUAAGAAACACUUGGCAUUUCAUAGGAGUCGGGCUGUGGGUGGUGAGCCUUCAACAUUUGGGCAGCAGCUGGUUUUAAUCACUCAAAUUAAAUUCUGCCACAAAAUUUGGGCCCCACUUCCAAAAUUGAAAAUAUUAUAAAGUUAUAAAAUGAGGGUUGCCAAUAUGGUACCCAUAGAAACUAUUGCACUUGGAAUAGCUUUUAUUGGCACCCCAGACCCCAAGCUUUUGUUUUUUUUAAAAAAAAUUAAGUCUGUAGCCCUCCUAGAACAAAACUCAUGAAGCAAUAUGUGAAUAUCCCCCUUCUGUGAAAUGAGCCUGCCUCGCUGCCACUGAGUGAAGUCAGAGCUGUGAUAAUGAGUUGUUUGGAUAUCAGGUUAUAGGAACCCCCGGAGUCCUAAAGAGCUGCUGUUUCCUCCUCUGCUUUGAUGUACUUUUCCUGCUUAUGUCUUUAUUUUCUCGUGCUUAGUAUCUCUGCCAUUUCCCCUUCUGUUUUCCUGAGCAAACUAGGAUGCAUCAUUCCUGUGGUGGAUUUGUCUGAGACCAGUCCCUAGAAGUUAUUUUCUGCAAAUAUCACCACCGAAUAAAUGUGGGUGGAUGUUAAAGGAUCCCCCCUCGCCCCAAAAUGUGAAUGUGAAAACUUUUCGUGUCACUUGCUGUGCAGGAGCUAAAGAGCAGGCAUUCCUUAGGGAUUCACUGUAUAGUUAACUUAUACCACAGUGGUAUCCAUGUCUACGCAAAAGUAGCUCAGUAUUUAAUGGGACAGCCUAGGCUUUGGUUUAGGGUUUAACAAUAAAGCAAUGAACAGGGUGGUGAUACAGUGACUACUGCAAUUGACGCAAGAUAAUAUCACCAAGGCAACUAUCUGUAAACAAACAAUAAGAGGCCCAUAAAAAUGGCGAGAGUAGUUUCUUUCCCAAAUCAGUUUUAUCUUAAACAAUAGCAGUCGCCGUAAAUAAAGAGUUCACUUGUAAUAUAUGUCAGUGGUUCAGUGCUCACUUCUUCUCUUUCCAAAAUUGAUUCUUUCUUGAACAAUUGCAAACACAGUAAUAAAGAGUCCAUCUACUGUGUUUGCUAUUGUUUAAGAGAAAACUGAUUUGGGAAAGAAACUACUUUUGCCAUUUUUGUGGACGUUUAUUGUUUGUUUACGGAUAGUUGCCUUGGUGAUAUUAUCUCGUGUCGAUUUGGUUUAGGGUUGGCAUUGGGUGAAAACAGCGCCUUUAACAGCUGCAUGGCAGGCAGAAAUUCAUCAUAUGAGCCAACCCACCAUUUGCGAUCAUCAUCUGAGGUCCUUCUUUGUGUUUCUCAUCUUCCAAGACGUCUGGAGGGCAGCAAGACGAGCACGGACCUUUUAUGUGGUGGCUCUCUGCUUGUGGAAUGCCCUCCCCAGGGAGGCUCGCCGGGCACCUUCGUUUAGGUGCUGGCGAAAGCAUUCUCUUCUCCCAGGCCUUUGGCUAAUUAAAUCUACAGCCUUUUAAACUGUGAGGGGGUUGUUGUUUUUGUUUGUUACAAUGGUAUGCAUCUUUGUGUUUUUACAUUGUAAACCGCCCUGCGAUCCUCAGGUGUAUAAAUUUAAUAAAUAAAUAAAGCCAGGCUACAGGUUUUCCAAUACUGUAUGGAAGUAGAAUUAUGGGGGGAACUGCCACGACUGCACUGCCUCAUGUAUUAUUACGUCAUGCCUCCCACAGUGGCCAUGUUGAGUGGGAUGCAUUUUCUGACUGGCGCUCACAGCGCACUGAUCCCAAAAGACUGAUGGCCCCUCAUCUAGUUUCAAAGUACAAUGCUGUGCCAAUCUGAAGAGUGUGUGUGUGUGUGUGUGUUGGGGGAAAGUUAGUGGCAUGGGAUGGAAUUUUAGUAUUCCCUUAGUGUUUAAGUGGGUAGUAUAUGUGGCUGCGCAUCCAGUAAGCAUAUUGAAUACAGUCGUGUGUAAACUGGGGUUUAUUUUAGGUGGUUCCAGACUGCCUUAUUGCCUGACUGACUGUGAAACAAUACCCUUGUCUAGACACAGAAUGCCCUGUUUCCGGAAUAAGUCUCUCUCAGAUAUAUCUAUCUGUCAUGUGCUGCAGCUGAGGUAUUUGUUACUGUUCCACACAGUAGUGCUCCUCUGUGGCCUUUCAAGUGCAAAUUUCAAAAACAAACAAACAAACAAACAAACAAACAAACAAACAAACAAGGACACAUGAAACCAACUCCAGUAUAGGGUCCAGUUCUUGGAUCUUGUUCUGAAGCUGAUUGUCUGCCUCUUUUACCAUUUUGACAACACCUUUGCUCAAUUUUUCUUUUCUUUUUACAUGUUAGAGGACUUGGCAUAGCAUAAUCUGCUCAAGUCAUAAUGUGAACCAUGGCCCUUAGGAGACAAGCAUUGCAUGGCCAACAUAUCAUUGUCUGUGUAACUACCCAGGUGGAUUCAUAGGGAAACUUGAGUGCCUGUUAUGAUAACUGCAAAUUCUGGGAAAUCCUUUUUCCAGUUCAUACCAGGAUUUCCGAGAGAGGGACAUUCCCUUUCUUGCUAGCCUGUACAUUUGAUCGGCUUGUUGCUGGACAGUAAAGAUGACUCCAUUUUUGCAGUGCCUUAGCAGUGCUAAAGGGCUCUGGUGUGGAAACGACCUCUGUUUCUGUCCAGAUAAUAUCAAAGUGCGUAAUCAUCAUUGCUGCAGGAAUUUGUAUUGUUCAUAAUUCUGGAAACUGCCUGUAUUUUGCACUUCUUUUUUUUAAAUUACCGUAACAGCUGCUGGCUUUUCUGGCUUUUAUAAGGCGAGUCUUUGCAUAAUAAUAGAUCAACACUGCAACAAUAAAAUAUUUUCAUAAGA
Molecule: messenger RNA, 5305 nt
Organism: Zootoca vivipara (common lizard)
Lineage: Eukaryota; Metazoa; Chordata; Lepidosauria; Squamata; Lacertidae
Gene: GLB1
Product: galactosidase beta 1
Biological process (GO): carbohydrate metabolic process
Molecular function (GO): beta-galactosidase activity
Source: RefSeq, a predicted model, not a curated record